UUGGAUGUUGCCCACCCGGCCGUGAAAGUUGCUUUGGGGGUGCGGUUGUAGGGAAGUGUGUGUGUUCGUUGUUUCCUGCUCCCUCCCUGGGCCUGUGGAGAUUGAAUAACGGGGUAGCGGAGAGGCUCUAUUGGGUGCUGGGCACGCCCCCUUAAGCCGUUUUUUCCUUUCUUUGCUGGAUCUGAAGGCAUGAGUAGCAAGAAACUAAGACGAGUGGGUUUAUCACAAGAGCUGUGUGACCGUCUGAGCAGACAUCGUAUUGUGACUUGUCAGGACUUCCUAGUUCUUUCCCCAUUGGAACUUAUGAAGAUGACUGGUCUAAGCUAUCGGGGUGUCCAUGAACUUCUGUGUCUGGUCAGCAGGGCCUGUGCCCCACCGAUGCAAACGGCUUACGGGAUAAAGAUACAAAAGUCUGCCAAUCUCUCAUCAGCAUUUCUAUCUACCACUCUUGCUGCUUUGGAUGAAGCGCUGCAUGGUGGUGUGGCAUGUGGAUCCCUCACAGAGAUUACAGGUCCACCAGGUUGCGGAAAAACCCAGUUUUGCAUAAUGAUGAGUGUACUGGCCACAUUACCCACCAACAUGGGAGGUUUAGAAGGAGCUGUUGUGUACAUUGACACAGAGUCUGCAUUUAGUGCUGAAAGGCUGAUUGAGAUAGCGGAAUCCCGCUUUCCCGGAUAUUUUGACACUGAAGAAAAGUUAAUUUUGACAAGUAGUAAAGUUCAUCUUUAUCGGGAACUCACUUGUGAUGAAGUUCUGCAACGGAUUCAAUCUUUGGAAGAAGAAAUUAUUUCAAAAGGUGUUAAACUUGUGAUUAUAGACUCCAUUGCUUCUGUGGUCAGAAAAGAGUUUGACACACAACUUCAAGGCAAUAUAAGAGAAAGGAACAAAUUGUUGGCUAAAGAAGCAUCUUUGCUGAAACACUUGGCAGAGGAGUUUUCAGUCCCAAGCUGAUUCCUCUAGCUUUAUUGGUUUCUGUCAUCUUUGCUGGAGGGAAAUGACAUCAUGUAAGUGAGUGUGAAAGAAAAUAAGCCCAGAGUCCUGCUGGCCACAGCUUUAGGCCUGUCCACCAGACCUUCUGCCAAAGUCACAUAAAAGGCUCUCUUCUUGACGUUGGGGGCAGCAUGCAUCAUUCUUACAUAAGACAGAAUAUAUACAAAAUUAC
This is a messenger RNA of Dipodomys spectabilis (banner-tailed kangaroo rat), 1162 nucleotides long. It is a transcript of the gene Rad51b, whose product is annotated as RAD51 paralog B. Gene Ontology annotation, cellular component: Rad51B-Rad51C-Rad51D-XRCC2 complex. Gene Ontology annotation, molecular function: DNA binding; ATP-dependent DNA damage sensor activity; ATP binding. NCBI's taxonomy places the organism in Eukaryota, Metazoa, Chordata, Mammalia, Rodentia, Heteromyidae. The record is from RefSeq and is a predicted model, not a curated record. Bases 190 to 951 code for a protein of 253 amino acids. Gene Ontology annotation, biological process: double-strand break repair via homologous recombination. The transcript is spliced from 8 exons.